AUGCCUUCUGACAGCUCCAUUCAACAGUCUCUCAUUGAUACAAUUGAGCGAUCUUUCUACCGAAAGAUCCCAUUGAACUCCCAAGAGCCCGAGAGAGAAAAGACCGACCUCCACCCACCAGAGAAAGACUUAGGAAUUGAAACACACAUUUCAGAUCACUCAUAUCAACCGCAUCCCAUAACCCCGGGGAGACUGGAGAGUACAGACCAGGUCCCGCCACUCAUUCCUCGAGAACAGCAGCACCACCACCAUAAUCACCGCGAAAUGUUCGGCCACCCAAUCGGUGGGUUAACGUUUAUACUCCACUGGGGCUGCGCAGUCCUCACAGUGGCAGCUACAGUUCUGUUUGGAAUCUGGGCUCCCCUAAGCUACCAAGAGACAAAAGAGGCGAACAAAGGCAACGAUGAAAUGCAGCGUGCCCUAAUUCUCUCUGCAGAAUCGGCCAAUGAGAUAGCGACAAGCGCACUCCUUGCUGCAUCACGACAACUACAAUUUGCAACUGCGCAGGCCAGUGCCAUUAGUAAUUUGCAGGAGCAGUUGGCGGCCAUGGGACAGGUGGCGCUCUUACAAUUUUGUAAUGCGCAAACAAGAGGGGAUUUCGCGCCUUGCUCGUCCUUCAUUAACUCCGCCCAACUUACCAGUCUGGUUUCCCAGAUUGCCACGCCGAUUCCCACAAUUCCCUUACCAACUGCUUCUGCCGGUCCUACUAAUUCCUCUCCAGGCCCUGGCGAUAACGACAGCGGUUCACCGAGCGGGUCUGGGCUAUCUAUUGGCUCCAUUCUUGGGAUCGUUUUCGGAGGUACAGCUGCUCUAGGGAUCGUCACAGGCUACCUAGUCUGGCGGUACCAGCGGGGGAGAUUGUUGGAUUCUCGGCGGUAUCAAUGAAGGGUGGUGCGGAGAGGCCGGUCUUUGUCAGAGCAAUGUGAUUAUAUUGGUGAAUUGGACUGAUAUCCGUCAGCCAUAGCGAUACAACAUUGCAUACGCGGAAGCCAAUCGAACCUCUGUGUCAAUAGGGAAUCACUGAUCAG
Molecule: messenger RNA, 1028 nt
Organism: Histoplasma capsulatum G186AR
Lineage: Eukaryota; Fungi; Ascomycota; Eurotiomycetes; Onygenales; Ajellomycetaceae
Exons: 3
Coding region: 1-885 (294 amino acids)
Source: RefSeq, a predicted model, not a curated record